CGGAUGCCAAAAAAGAAAUCACAUACUAUUGUUAGAAAAGUUCAACAAAUUCGCAACGACAGUUUCCACUCCGCGCAGGGCCAAAAUUCUAACAAAUUCGAUCAGAGACAAAAUCGUUUAAAAAUUCACUAAAUUUUUUGAGUGCAACUAUACACGUAUAUGAUAUCUACGCGCGUCCCUCGUUUUCUGAUAAACAGGUGGUUCAACCAUUACCACAGCAAUCUUGCGUUUGAUAUAAUUGCGAGAACAAAACAGUGGUAAAAAAAACAACAAAACUAUAAUCUUGGGAUACAUCAUUUUAGAUGCAAAAAUGCAGUUAAAGAUGGAAGCGCAGACCACGCAGCAGCAACAGCAGCAGCAGCAGCAGCAAUUGCAAUUGAGCAAACAGCCAGUAUUGCUGGACAAGAUUAAAAGUGAGACCAGCAAUGGCGCGGAUAAAUUGACGCAGCAGACAUCCAACGCAGGCACACUGGAGGCGCAGCAGUUGGCGCAGGACCAUCAGCAACAGCAGCAGCAACAGCAGCAACAACAACAGGCCACCACACCCGUCGGAGUUCUAGUCCAGACAAGCCAAGCCAGUGCUGUGGAGGCGGAUAAUAAGUUGGCCCCAUACAUGAUAGUGCAACGCCCCCAACGCCGCAUCCUUACCACAGCGGGCACCCUCGAACUGAACGAUCCACGUGAAGUGGAGCUUUCCACAACCACCAGCAGCACGAGCUCCAGCUCGGCUACAGCCGCAGACGCUCACCAGGAAUAUCAGCGUACACAUCACUCUUCACCUGCCGCCCACUACAUCCAAAUGGCUCCGCGCAGUGGCGAGGAACAGCAGCAGCAACAGGUGGUGACGAGUACAGCGUCGGGUGCCUUGUUCUCCUAUUCCAGUGGACAAAUUAUAUACACGGCGGAAGACGGGGCCGCCAUUAAAAUAGAGACAAUUGACAAAAGCGAGGUGUCCUCUGAAGCACAGCAACAACAACUGCAGCACCACCAUCAUCAGCAACAACAACAACAACAGCAUCAGCAAUGUCCCACACCCAAUGGUCCCUACACGGACACCAUUGUGGUUUCCAGUGAACCACUGCAGCCCCAUCAUCAUCAGCAGCAACAAGCGGCUGCGGCAGCAGCUGCCGCUCACAUAGCCUCGUCCGGCCAGAGUCUGCCGCACAACGCUCAUGUGAGCCUUCGCUAUGAGGAUAGACGAUUCACCAGCGCCAACACCGAUCCCGACUCGGCCAACACAAGCCUAUACUAUGAGGGGCCUGUGGUGGACGCUAGUGUCCAUCCGAACGAGUCUAAAACGUAUGCGGACUUGGGUAACGCCUACGCCUUCCCGCCCAGCUCGACGUUUCCCACGAGCAACUCCUAUUCCACGGCGUUGCAGCAGGGUACGCUUUAUAGCGUGCCGGCUGCUGCUUCGUUCAUUACAAAAUCAGACCCGAACAUGAAUCCAUUGCGGCAAGCUGGUUCAGGCUCCUACCAAGCCAUACCCUUUCAGGAUAACGGAAAUCCCAGCGAUCCUGCGCUGUGGACCGCAGCCGGUCCCGAAUACCAGAAUGUCACAUUCUCCGGCUAUCACCCCCAGGUGAUCGAUGAGUACGCAUCCGGGAAUAUGACUACCGCGCAUUGGCCCAUGGCCGCAACUAUAAGCAACUACGACGGCACCCUGACCACGGCAACAGCCAUACCACCUUCACAUGCUGGAAUGACAGAUGUGAAGUGCGAGUCCUGUAGUUCGAUGUACAUACGUAAAGGCUCGGACUGGUUUUGUCCCAAUUGUUCAGGCUAUAGUCGAGCCGCACGAAUGCCACCACGCCAGGCGAAGCCAAAGACGACCGCAGCGCCAAAUAAUAGGCGGAAUGGGAUUAUCUGUGCCAAUUGCCAAACCAACGCGACGACCCUUUGGCGCCGAAACAACGAAGGCAACCCGGUGUGCAAUGCGUGUGGGCUGUACUUCAAGUUGCACAAUAUGAACCGUCCGCUCUCCAUGAAAAAGGAAGGCAUACAGAAGAGGAAGCGCAAGCCAAAGAACAAUAAUGGAGUGCCUAUGCAUUCACGAGCCACCCUACCCAAUUUCAUUUUUACAGGCAUGUCCCAGGGCGUAAACUUGAUGGUUAACAAUAGCCCGCUCUACCCCUCCCAGGUGAUAUUGAGUAACAAUCAGCAAACCGGUAGUCCCGAGCUCCAUGACAUGUCCACAACUGGUGCCGCUGCUUCUGCUGUCGCCACCGCCGGUUCCCGUGUGGUGGCCAUUGCUCUGAAUCCAUCGGUCCCGCCCACUUCAGAAGCUACGGUGACGGGCACUCUAAACAUGUCGCGUCAACACGAAAGCCAUUCGCCCUACAGCCAACCAGCGCAGAGUCAAUCACCGCAUUUGCCGAAUUCGAGCACCUUAAAUCGUCAGAUGUCGCAAUCAGUACCUCCAAUUGAAACCGGCCGUAGCUCUAAUGGUGAGCUCCCUCCAAGCGUUAUAACGCGUGUCGAGCGUCCAUCGAAUAACUAAGCUAUGCCCAAAAUAAUCUAAACCACCAAAAUUGCCAAAUUAUGUAUUUAUAAGCUUAGAUAUAGAACUGUAUCCCAGUAAAGUCAAAUUAUAAUCGAGAA
Messenger RNA from Scaptodrosophila lebanonensis, 2601 nucleotides. It is a transcript of the gene GATAe, whose product is annotated as box A-binding factor. Lineage: Eukaryota; Metazoa; Arthropoda; Insecta; Diptera; Drosophilidae. Bases 311 to 2500 code for a protein of 729 amino acids. Gene Ontology annotation, molecular function: DNA-binding transcription factor activity, RNA polymerase II-specific; RNA polymerase II cis-regulatory region sequence-specific DNA binding; zinc ion binding. The record is from RefSeq and is a predicted model, not a curated record. The transcript has 6 exons. Gene Ontology annotation, biological process: positive regulation of transcription by RNA polymerase II; cell fate commitment; negative regulation of transcription by RNA polymerase II.